UAAGCAUCCAUAAACUGAACUUUCAAUUGAAUACGCCACUUGCGGGUCUCUCUGGUCACAUUCAUCAAGCAUAUCAAUAUAGGCCAGCUUAAGGACAACUAUCAUCUCGAGGAAUUUAUCAUGGAUUUCACAUUAGGUGGAAAGUACAGACUUGAAGAGGAAAUCGCCAUUGGAGGAUGCGGCACAGUAUUCCUUGGAGUUCAUACAGUGGCAGGGAAGGAAGUUGCAAUUAAAUUAGAACCAGCCAUAGCACGCAACAGUCCUCUCAAGCAGGAGUCCAAGGUCUACAAGACCCUCAUGGGUGGUCCUGGGGUGCCAUGGAUCAUGUGGUCGGGAAAGCAUGGCGAUUACAAUGUUAUGGUGAUAGAUUUGUUGGGUCCAUCCCUCGAAGACCUGUUCAAGAUGUGCAAUCGUCACUUCACAAUGAAGACCGUGCUUCAGCUUGCGGAUCAAUUGCUAUCGCGCCUAGAGUUUAUCCACUCGCGCGAUUUUGUUCAUCGCGACGUCAAACCUGCCAACUUCGUAAUGGGGACAGACCGUGCAGAACAUCUGGUCAAUGUGAUCGAUUUUGGGCUCGCCAAAAAAUUUCGUGACCCGAAGACAAGCGCCCAUAUCCCAUAUCGACAGGACAACCAUCAUGGCGUGGGUACAUCUCUCUUUGCAUCUAUCAAUGCACAUUGCGGUAUAGAGUGCUCUAGGCGUGAUGAUUUAGAAUCUCUUGCUUACAUGCUGGUUUACUUUCUGCGAGGCACGUUACCCUGGCGGAAAAUUAAAGGCGCUACAGUCGCUGAGACGUGGGAUGCUAUACGAGACAAGAAGCUGGAGGCUGUAUCUGUUCUCACCGUGGGUCUUCCUGUGGAGUUCGAAAUUUUUUUCAACUAUGCAAGAGGUCUCGAGUUUGAAGACCUCCCAGACUACAUGGGACUCCGAAAUUUGUUCAAAGGGCUGGCAAAAACAAUGAAUAUAGAGUAUGAUGAGGUUUACGAUUGGACCAUACCCUCGAGGCGGACGACGAAGAGAUUCUGUGAAGCAUGUAAUGCGCGAAGAUGACGGGAAACAAAGAUGGGGGGAGGGUCUAUCAUAGCCGUGAACCUUCCAGCAGAACACGUGGCGGCACUCAAGAAUUAGCAUGACGAGACCCUUCGAUCACAUGCAGCCGCUAUUACGUUGUCCUCGUUUGUGAGGCACUUAUUAUGACGCUGGCCUGAUACUAGCCAGGUUUUUUCUAAGUGGCCGGCAGCGACUGUUCAGCGAGCUUAGAAUCUUCCAUGUUGAUGUUGCGCGUGUUUAUCUCCAAAAUAGGAAGCACUGCUCAAGGC
Suillus bovinus is the source of this 1319-nucleotide messenger RNA. RefSeq names its product kinase-like domain-containing protein. Bases 121 to 1050 code for a protein of 309 amino acids. Gene Ontology annotation, cellular component: cytoplasm; nucleus. The transcript is spliced from 7 exons. Gene Ontology annotation, molecular function: ATP binding; protein serine/threonine kinase activity. The record is from RefSeq and is a predicted model, not a curated record. Gene Ontology annotation, biological process: signal transduction; endocytosis; peptidyl-serine phosphorylation. Lineage: Eukaryota; Fungi; Basidiomycota; Agaricomycetes; Boletales; Suillaceae.